AUGACUCCCAGAGACUCACUCUCCCCCGACCUGUCUGUGGCCGAUAGAUUGGACGAUGAGAUUGCAAAGUUGCGAGCGCAAGUGGAGUCCCUGAAGGAUGAGUUGAAGCUCCAGACCACAACGAUACUGGCGUCAGACUCAACCCGCAGCAUCCUUCAGCACCAAGAAGAGGACGACUUUGGGAUCGAUGCGGCGACCAAGUCAAGCCUGCUGGCGCAGUCCGACAAGCAAGCUGCCCAUCUCCAGCAGUCCCUCUAUCGAACUUGCGCAUCGGUGACCACGCUCAAGAUUCGUGAUCCUGACCCACAUGCUGUUGACGAAGGCAAUGUUCUGGGUUUGCGAUUCGAGGUCAUGUCCAGGUCCAGAUUCAUCAGGCCCUAUUAUGUCAUGCUGAAUCGGCCGUAUCCAAACUCCCGUCAUUUGCGAGUUCAUCGUCAUACUUUGCCUCCAUGUAUUCCUCUAGCUGGUCUUGCAGCUCGCUUUCUACCUGCACCGAAGUCUGAUGAGAGCGAGAGCGACGCCAAGCAACAAGACCUCUCCCAUUUUGCACGAACGCUGAGGAGAGAGCUCGUGAGAUACCAGAAUCGCAUUACAAGCAUUAGCGAUUUGAGGAAAGCGGUGGGCCUGGGAAGCCACAAGGGAAAGAUCAAGGAGACGGGUACUGUCAUCACAGAUAUCAGCGCCGUGGAUGCGGAAGCUAAGCAGAUCAGGUUGGAAUGGGAAGACGGCCGCACAGGCCGGUUGGUCAUGGAUGACGACGGGAAAAUACUCAAGAUGGUCGCUCAGAAUGGGAAUGAGCGCGAUCGUGAUGGUGUUCGUGAGCUCCUAGGUGGCAUUAGUAAUAUCGAGGAGCUUAUCCGCCGCCGCGAUCCCGUCCAUGACACGGCGUAG
Truncatella angustata is the source of this 891-nucleotide messenger RNA. Its product is annotated as cenp-O kinetochore centromere component. Bases 1 to 891 code for a protein of 296 amino acids. Gene Ontology annotation, cellular component: Mis6-Sim4 complex; kinetochore. NCBI's taxonomy places the organism in Eukaryota, Fungi, Ascomycota, Sordariomycetes, Amphisphaeriales, Sporocadaceae. The transcript has 2 exons. The record is from RefSeq and is a predicted model, not a curated record.